GUGGAUCUUCGGACGUUGAUGCUUUUCAGGAAGUGUUCAGCGAGAAUUUUCUGCAACACAGUGGAGCCAGCAGCAGCAGCCAGGCCCGUACAGACGACAGAUCAGAGGAGACCUUCGAAUCCUUGCCUGGCUAUGUCAAACUUGCUUGCAACCCGUGUCUUUUUUACAACUCUCCUUAUGGCUGCAUUCAAGGUGACCGUUGUGGUUUCUGUCAUCAUGCGGCAGAACAACCAGCCGGGCUACAGACUCGACCCAGGAAACUUCGACGCGAGAGAUGCAAGCGCAGACUCCAGAACCUCCUAG
Cladocopium goreaui is the source of this 303-nucleotide messenger RNA. NCBI's taxonomy places the organism in Eukaryota, Dinophyceae, Suessiales, Symbiodiniaceae. The record is from the annotation of a GenBank genome assembly.